AAAAAAAAAUUAAUUAUAUAUUUUUUUUACAGUUUAGAACAAAAUCAUGGGAAGUGGAACAUUAUAUAUGUGUAGCAAGAUCAGUGGCAUUUUCAAGAAAAAAAAGAAGAAGCCUCUUCCAAUCGAAACACCAUUCGUGCUCCCAUCUGCAUUGCCGUCGUGGCCUGCAGGUGAAGGCUUCGCAACCGGAACCAUCGACCUCGGAGGCUUGCAGAUUCGCGAAGUCUCCACCUUCGCCAAAAUCUGGGCCGCAAAAGAAGGCGGCCCGGACAACCUCGGGGCCGCCUUCUUCGAGCCCAAUGCAAUCCCCGAUGGCUUCUUCAUGCUCGGCAGCUACAGCCAGCCCAACAACAAGCCCCUCUCCGCCUCUGUUCUCGUCGCCGCCGCCACCUCCGCCGCAGUGUUGAAGCCGCCGACUGAUUACACGCUUGUUUGGAGCAGUGAGGGUUUGAAGAUAAACCAAGACGGGGCUGCCUACAUUUGGCUCCCGACUCCUCCCGACGGGUACAGGGCCGUCGGGAGCGUCGUCACGAGCUCCCCCGCCAAGCCCGCGCUCGACAAGAUCCGCUGCGUCCGCGCGGAUCUCACGGAUAGCGUCGAGCGCGAGGAUUGGAUUUGGGGGAACUCGAGUGGGUUCAGUGUCUACACGUCAAGGCCUAAAAACAGGGGCCGUGAGGGUUUGGGGGUUCCAACCAACACAUUUUUAGCUCUGAAAAAUGGAUCUGAUUUUGGUGUAGUCUGCUUGAAGAAUGCUGCAGCUGCUGCCAAUGUUAAAAAGGAAGAUGAUUCUGAUGAGAUUAAGGUCACAGCAAUGCCUGAUUCUGAUCAGAUCAAGGCUCUGAUUGAGACAUAUUCCCCACGCAUAUAUUUCCAUCCUGAUGAGCAAUACCUCCCUUCCUCGGUCACAUGGUUCUUCCAAAACGGCGCGCUUCUGUACACGAAAGGGGAGGAGUCGAAGCCCGUUCCCAUCGAUGCAGCGGGCUCGAAUCUUCCCCAAGGAGGAGGCAAUGAUGGAUUGUACUGGAUCGAUCUCCCGGCCGACAAUGCAGCGAGGGAGAGAGUCAAAAAGGGUGAUUUAUCAACUGCAAAUGCCUACAUUCAUGUGAAGCCGAUGUUUGGUGGCACGUUCACCGACCUCGUCUUCUGGAUCUUCUACCCUUUCAACGGCGCAGCAAAGGCUAAAGUGGAGUUCUUGAACAUUGGCCUAGGCAAAAUCGGCGAGCACGUUGGUGAUUGGGAGCAUGUGACUUUAAGGAUCAGCAACAUGGAUGGGGAGCUGAAAAGGAUGUAUUUUGCACAGCAUAGCAAGGGGGAGUGGGUGGAUGCCUCGGGGUUGGAGUUCGCGGACGGGAAUAGGCCGGUGGCGUACGCGUCUUUGCACGGGCACGCGGCCUACCACAAGGCCGGGCUGGUGCUGUCGGGGAACGGGAGCGUUGGGAUAAGGAAUGAUAGUGGGAAGGGGAAGAUGUUCAUGGAUUGUGGGGUGAGGUAUGAGGUUAUAAGCGACGGCGAGCCGGGGUGGGUGGAGUAUAGGAGGGAGUGGGGCCCGAAGAUAAGCUAUAGCUUUGAUGAUGAAGUGAGGAAGGUGGAGAAGGUGUUGCCGGGGAAGCUCAAGAGUGCGUUUGAUAAGGCUGUGAGGAGUUUGCCUAAUGAGGUGUUGGGGGAGGAAGGGCCUACUGGGCCUAAGGGGAAGGAUAGUUGGCUUGGUGAUGAGAGAAGUUAGUUUCUCAAUUGAAUAGUAUUAGUUACUUGUAGUAAAUUUUAAUUUAUGUUUGCUUCUUGUGUUUUUUUUGAGUUGCAUUCAAAGAAGAUGCAUGUGAGUGUAGAGUUUUUCUAUUAAAAAUCUGCAGGUGUUUUAGUAGUAUUUUAAUUUUUGAGAAAUGCAUAAAUGAAAAGUGAGAUCACAUGAUUUGUCUGAA
Messenger RNA from Salvia hispanica, 1919 nucleotides. RefSeq lists its product as hypothetical. The record is from RefSeq and is a predicted model, not a curated record. Lineage: Eukaryota; Viridiplantae; Streptophyta; Magnoliopsida; Lamiales; Lamiaceae.